UACAAUUUAUAAAACUAAGAAACGUUGAAAAAUGCGAUGAAAUCAGCAUUCAGCAGAUAAUCUCAACGAUCGAAACAUUUUCCAAUCUUCUUGAGAUUGGCUGACAUGAUUUGGCGAAAUGAUAAGAAAAUUCAAAUUUCAAAAAAUCAAAAUAUUUUCGUUUCGAUAUCUUCGAGAAAUUGAUAUUAAAAUUGAAUAAAACGAAAUAUAAUUCCGGUAUAAUUGAAAUGUAAUCAUACUAAACAGCAAAAUGAGUUCAUUUCCAGACUCGGAUUCGCCUUCAGAUCCUCCUGCACCAUUAUUCAUCAUGAAAGCUGAUAUGACUUCAGUCCACUGUGUGCUCUUCGCAGACUUCGCCGGUGAAGAACAUUUAUAUGCGGGAACUAUCGAUGGCAUCGUGCACAUAUGGAAUUUAAAGACGAGACGUAGGAUGAAAACACUUCAGCAAAGUGAUAGUCCUUGUUUAUCUCUGCACGUAUUCGAUGAUCAUCUAAUAACUCAGGAUAAAGCCGGUCUGCUCAAGAUCUGGAAGUGUACUGAAGGAGAUUUCAAAUGUAUAUAUUCCAAGAAUUUCGAUAACUUUUCAUUUUGUAGAAUAAGUUUCUUGAAACGAGAAGUUUCGUAUUUAGCAAUACCUCAGUCAGAAUCAAAAAUCGAUGUUUACAGUCUGAAAGAAAACACUCCUAUCUUCCAUGGUGCUUUCCAAUGCUCUGAACUGAACGGUAAAAAACUGGGCGAUGUCAUAGUGCUGAAAAUCAUCGUGAUAAAUUCUACAGAAUAUAUCGCAGCUAUGUACGAAGGUGGCAUGUUUUUAUUAUGGAAUGUUUCGAGUAAAAAAAAUGUCAUUGAGGAUCAGUUAACCAAUGAUACACCAAUGUGUUUCGAUUUUGAUUCGGAUAACUUGCAAGGAGUAUGUGGUGCUAGUGGCGAUACCAUAAAUGUAUUUAAAAUGAACACCGAAGGUAGUAUAAUCAAACGAAAAUCUAUUAAAAUUAAAAAUUCGGGUACAGGAAGUUUAUGUAUUCGACCAGAUAGAAAAAUACUAGCAGCUGGUUGCUGGGAUGGAAGAAUACGGAUUUUUUCAUGGAAAAAUUUGAAGCUUUUGGUUGUUUUAGAGUGUCACGAAGAGACUGUUUUGGAUGUUGCUUUUUCUCGUGAUUUUACUCAAAACUCUCAAUGUAAAUAUUUAUUAGCCGGAGGUUCUAGUGAUAAAAAAAUUUCUCUGUGGAAUAUUUACAAUUAAUUUUAAUUUUUUAUUGUUUUUGUUAUUUUUUUACUGUUUUGCGUUUAUAUUUCAUUUUCCUUAUUAUAAAUUUCGUGAAAGUAAAAAUCAUUUUAAUUAAAAUAAAAACAAGCUUAAUUGCGAUUUAUUUCGAACAACUUACAACUACGGUCUAACAACAACAAAACAUAUUGAAACGAAAACCAAGCUUGCUGACUUCCAUAAAAAUAACUCCUUACCGAAUAAAAAAAUGAAAAUAAGUAACACCAAUUUAAAGUCAAAAAUUAUAGUUCAGUAUGCUCCUCAUCCUGUGAUUCUACAACAUUCCUGUCAUUUCCACCAGCAACAAUUUCAUUAUUAUCAAAAUCAACUUCAAGACCGUCUCUAUACAAUUAUGAAAAAAAAUAAAAAUGAAAAAAAUAUACAUAAAUUCAGUUAAACGUCUUAAAUUAAAGAUCAGCGUCGUCAUCAUCUUCGUUAUCUGAGUGGGUGAGAUCUGAAAAAAAAAAAUGAAAUUAUUUGUUGUUUCAAUCAAACAGACGUUUUCAGUUCUGUUUCAAUCAAACAGACC
This is a messenger RNA of Planococcus citri (citrus mealybug), 1793 nucleotides long. RefSeq names its product guanine nucleotide-binding protein subunit beta-like protein 1. Bases 251 to 1243 code for a protein of 330 amino acids. The transcript has 2 exons. NCBI's taxonomy places the organism in Eukaryota, Metazoa, Arthropoda, Insecta, Hemiptera, Pseudococcidae. The record is from RefSeq and is a predicted model, not a curated record. Gene Ontology annotation, molecular function: protein binding.